CCCUUUAUUUUCAUUUAGUCACUUUCGAUUCGCCGUUGAGGUGGGACUGCGCUUGGUUAACAAAUAAGUAAACAAGUAAAUUUGUGAGUGAUCUCAACUGGUGGAGUUUAUUGUGUGACUCUUAGUGCAUUCAAAAUGGGGUGUGGAACGAGUUUCGUGAAAUAUGUGCUCUUCUUCUUCAAUCUGGUUGUGGCGUUGUGCGGGCUGGCCAUGAUCGGCAUCGGUAUAGCGGUGCUGAUGAACUGGACGGUGCUGAGAGAUUUGCUGCAGAGUCAUCUGACGGUCGCUCCCUGGUUCUUCAUCGUCAUCGGCUCCGUUAUGUUCAUCAUCGCGUUCUUUGGCUGUUGCGGCGCAAUCCGCGAGAGCCACUGCAUGGUUGUCACGUACGCGAUCUUCCUUCUGGUGAUCAUCAUUGUGCAAGUUGUGUUGGCUGUAUUAAUGUUCACAUACGCUGAAACGAUGAAGGAGGUGCUCGUGAAGGGCGUCAACGGACUAUUCGACAAGCGCUCCUCUGAUCCCGCAGCUAACGCAGUCUUCAAUAGUAUUCAGCAACAGUUCGAGUGCUGCGGUAAAACGAGCCCGUCUGACUACGGUGUGAUCGCGGGCGUGAGCGACCUGCCCGACUCGUGCUGCACGCGCGCCAACGGUGUUGUGGGCAAGUUGCUCAGCCGCUGCACCAUCGCUGAUGCUAACGCCAUCGGCUGCGCUGACCGCUCCGGUGAACUCUACGACAAGUGGAACAAAAUCAUCGCCGGUGUCGCCAUCGGCGUCGCUUGUAUUGAGGUGGUCGGAGCGCUGUUCGCGCUGUGCCUCGCCAACUCCAUAAGAAACAUGGACAGAAGGUCUCGCUACUAAUAUUUUGUACUUUACAACUGGUACGCUUAAACAAUAUUUCGAGUGACACGAACAACGAGUGGACAUCGUGGACUGCACAUGGAUAAAUAUGUACAAGUUAAUAUAUUAAGAGAUAAUGCUGGCCCACCUUAUUCAAAGAAAACUUUUAUCGAACACAAAUAUAUUUUAAAACUCUUUCUCGAAGCAUGUUUAGUUUCGAGGAAAAUGAGUUAUUACUAUUCGAACGCAUCAAUAUAAUUUUGCAAUGUUACCGACACUAAUGGUACAGAUAAGUAGAAUAUUUGUUAUUUUUAUUCUGUUAAGCAUUUUAAUUCCAUCACAGAUAAUAUAUGCGUUUUUUUUUGGUUAAUACAUUUUUGUUGUAUGACUUCAUAUAUAAUUAUUAAGGUAAGGUUAAGUUAGUUAAGUCACAUUCGAAUGUUAAAAUUAAAGAAUCCAUUUAAAAAGUAUUUUCCUAUUUCGACUUAUAUUUAAACGUCCAGAUUAUAUUUAUGACUAAAAUGUUAAAAAUUGUAUGCAUUUCUAUAUAAAUGUGAUUUAUGAAGUGUUUCUUAUAUGAUAAAGCUACUGUGUACACGGGAGAAAAUGUAUUAUUGAAUCUCUUAAGCAUUUCAGAUAAUAAUAUAUGUUUUACAUUCUUUGGCUAUAAAUAAAGUUCAACCAAC
Molecule: messenger RNA, 1520 nt
Organism: Papilio xuthus (Asian swallowtail)
Lineage: Eukaryota; Metazoa; Arthropoda; Insecta; Lepidoptera; Papilionidae
Product: CD63 antigen-like
Exons: 6
Coding region: 136-855 (239 amino acids)
Cellular component (GO): plasma membrane
Source: RefSeq, a predicted model, not a curated record